This is a messenger RNA of Paramecium tetraurelia, 1113 nucleotides long. RefSeq lists its product as uncharacterized. NCBI's taxonomy places the organism in Eukaryota, Ciliophora, Oligohymenophorea, Peniculida, Parameciidae. The transcript is spliced from 3 exons. Gene Ontology annotation, biological process: tRNA modification. Gene Ontology annotation, molecular function: tRNA dimethylallyltransferase activity. The record is from RefSeq and is a predicted model, not a curated record.
AUGAAAAAAUUGCUCAUUGUUUCAGGACUUACAGGAUCAGGCAAAUCAUAAUUAGUUUAAUUGCUUGGUGAAUAAUUAAAAACAAUUGUAAUUCCUGUUGACUCUCUGUAAAUUUAUAAGAAUUGGCCAAUAUCGAGUAACUGGCCUAAAAAAAUAGAUAAUUACGAACUCAUAGGAAAAUAUGAUGGAUUGAAAUAGACAAUCACAAGUUAUCAUUAUAAAAUGGAAGUCAUGGAGAUUUUGAAAUAAAGGGAUAAUGCCAUACUAGAAGGAGGAUGUUGUUUCUUUAUGAAUUAUUUGCUAAACUCAAGGAAAGAGCAGUUUGAAGAAAAUUAAAUAAAGGCUGCAGAUUUAGAAGCAUCAAAAUUAUUGGAAAAUUGUAGGGAUCCACAAGCUCUAUUGAAGGAGCAUUUCAAAAAUUAUGAUGACUCCAUCAAUUCAUCAGAUAGAUAUAGAAUUUAGAAGGCGUUGCGAUUUGCUUUAUUGACCAAAGGAGAAUCUAUCACUUCUCCGUUCAAUCAGGAUGAUCCAAGAUUAUGUGAUGAAAUGGAUAUUAGAGGGUUCUUUUUUACAGAACCUUAAGAAAAUAUUUCAAAAAAGAUUUAUGCAAGGUGUGAUGAAAUGAUUCGAUAAGGAGUGAUUGAAGAAUUUUAUUAAUUUUAUUAGAUGCAACAUUAAAAAGAGUUUCGAGUCACUACACCUUUAGGGUAUGAUGAAUUUGUGAAUUUAUUAAAAUGCUUUUAAAGUAUAUUGGAAGGAAGAUAUAUAUCAAAUAAGAGAGCAGAAAAAUAGAAGAGGGAGUAUGUUUUGAAGUUCAUUUAACAAUUCUAUAUAAAAUCACGUCAAUACGCAGCUUAUUAGCGCAAAUAUUUCAGGUCUAAUUUAAAUUCAUUCUUAUGGAUUGACAACAGAACUUUAAAUAUACCAUAAUUAAUUUUAUAAUAUUAUAAUUGUGAUCGAUAGGAAUACGAAUCCAAGGUUGCUUCACCAUAAAAUGAGUAAUUGAAAAAGGAAUUAAGUUCAAAAUUACUUGGUAAGCAGAAUGAUCCAAUUCCAUCCAAGGAUAUAUAAGAAAUAGUAUAUAGGACAGUUGAUGGGAUUAUAGAAUAAUGA